AUGCAUCAGUAUCUUUGCAUAUUAUAGGGCAAGCUUGUGCACCCAAACUUCAGUGCAGAAUCCAUGGCAAAGAUCACUAAGAGACUCUGCACGCUAGUUCUACGGCUGAUGGCCGUCGGUGCUACCCUUUUGGCUGCAAUUGUCAUGGUUACAAGCCAUCAGAGAACCAGCAUCUUUGGAAUAUCUUUUGAAGUCAAGUAUAACCAUACUCCAGCCUUCCAGUACUUUGUGAUCGCAAAUGCGAUUGCAACCGUAUACGGCUUUCUGGUUAUUUUUCUUCCUUCUGAGAGUCAGCUAUGGAGAUUAGUCGUGGCUUUGGAUGUGGUAAUCACUGUACUACUGAGCACAAGCAUUUCAGCAGCCUUGGCUAUUGGUACUCUGGGGAAGAAUGGAAAUUCAUAUGCGGGUUGGCUACCCAUAUGUGGACAAGUCCCAAAAUACUGUGACCAAGUAAAGGGAGCCCUAAUCUCAAGCUUUGUUGGCCUCAUCAUAUAUGUCCUGCUGCUUCUGUAUGCCAUCCACACUGUCCUCGAUCCUCUCCUCUUGCGAAAAACUUAGACCUUCUCAACGAGUAAAAUGGUCUUGCUGGAUCUCAUCAGUUUUGUCUAUCCAGUGCAUAUGUAAUUACUUUGUUCUUUGGGUUAUUUAAUUACUGUACGCACUCUCAAGUUUGGGUGAAAUAGGAACACCAUACUUUAUUUAAAAUAUUCAAUGUCAUACACAAAUCAUGUUUUAGUUGCAAUGUCAUAUUUUCGUCAAAUAAUAUUUAGCCAUUGAGUGAUGACAUAAUAAUUACUGAUUCCACAUAUUUGCUGAUGUAACUUUAAAUUUGUGUGGUUAUCUACUAAUAUGUAAUUAGUUAGUACCCUUUCUUUGUAAAUCACAUGCUUAUAAAUGGGCACUCUAUAAC
Messenger RNA from Malus domestica (apple), 910 nucleotides. RefSeq names its product CASP-like protein 1C1. The record is from RefSeq and is a predicted model, not a curated record. NCBI's taxonomy places the organism in Eukaryota, Viridiplantae, Streptophyta, Magnoliopsida, Rosales, Rosaceae.